GAUCAUAGCUAAAAACGCAUCGCGCCGACGAGGACAAUAAGACGCGGAAAUUAAAGGAAAGAUUUCAAGUAUCGAAGGCUUCUAUACACUAAAGUGGAUCACAAACCUAUUCAGCAGCCAAUCAAUAUGGAAUCAAUUAUUGAGUUGUUAAUGGACCUCCCAUCAAGAAUGGAAAAGUUGGCUGGAAACGUCUUCACAUGAGCAUUUAUUUGCACCACAAUAAUGCCGUGUGCGACUUCUAUUCCGUGAGCUCUCUGCCGAACGCAUACCCUACUGAUGCUCGUGAACAAGUAGAGGCAAACCUGGUGCAGUAUCUGAGAAAAACAAGAGCUUACAUGAAUACCGAUAAAAUGAAAGAAGAAUGACAAAAGCCGAAGAACCAGCUGGAAGAUCGGUAAAGAGGAGACAAAUUAAAAAGCGAACUAUCGAGUUGAAUCAACACAGGGUAGAGGAUCCCAAUUCCAAUGAUGAAAAUAAAGAGCUAGAUACGUCUACCCUUAAAGAGGGUGAAAUUCAGAAAUCGCUGAUGAAGCAAAGCUGAAAAAAGGAUUGAUUAUCUGCAGACAGGGUUGCGCGCAAUCCAGAUGGAGUUAUAAAGCAAAAAUCGUCACAUUUAUAGUUCUACCCAGACCAAGAUCCGGACAACCUUAUAUGCAUAAUGCCAAAGCUAAUACCGCAUCUAUGAAGUACUUCUGCUGUAUACGGCUAAAAAAUUUUAUACACAUGCCUAUCUUUUAUUUUUUUUAUAUGUAUAAAAGUUGCUCGAACCACCUUAAAAAAUUUUAAAUUGAAAAAUUGACAUUGUUUUCUUCUACAUGGCAAAUCCUACGUUUUAGUUAUUUCUUUGAUGACUAUAGUAUACUUACGGCAAUGAAUCGGAAUUUUUUCGACAUCAAGAAAAAUUGCACGUAACUAUCACGUUUGUCCAUAAAUGAGUAAUGACAGCAAUAUAAAACCGACGCUUGGGAAAAAAGGGUAUAUCAUGUAUGUGCAGAUUACUUACAUUAUACACAAUAUAAAGUUUAGUACGCGCUCUACAGUACAGUCUCUACAAAUAUGGCGUAAUGGAUCACACUAUAAGUGCAGAGAAAGGGAAAAUGAGCACGUUGCAGUUGGAGAGGGAAAGUUAAUCAUCCAAUCUUGCAGAAACCGCAUGCGUCGUCUGUGACUGAAUAAGUGGAUGCAGUAGUGCUCAAGUGAUGAUUUGCAUCGGAUACAUACGUCGACAGAACUCAAUGAAAAAAGUAUUAAAAACUAUCUAUUUAUUAUAAGAUGUUCUAAAAGUUGAAUUUUUAGCGCGAUAUAGAAAAUUAAAGAUACGAUAUAUAAAAUAAAAUCGGGGAUGGAUUCAGAACUGGAUCAAAUAUUAUGCGAAUGUUUGUCAGAAGAUGUUCCAAUAAAAUGUAUCAAUUAUAAAGGAUUAUUUGUACCUGAUACGUAUCCUGUUAUAGCCGAUUCUGUCGAAAAUUUCGAAGUGCGCGAUGAUGAUAUUUGGGUUUGCAGCUUUCCGAAAACAGGCACUACUUGGGCUCAGGAAAUGGUUUGGAACAUAGCAAACGAUUUGAAUUUCGAACAAGCCGCACGAGAGCCACUUCCUGAAAGAUUUCCGUUUCUCGAAUUUACAGGAACUACAACGACAGGAUGGGUUUCAAUCAGAAAUCCAAUGGGCAGACAAUUUCCUAACAUAUUUGCAAAAAGCGUUGAAAAUGCUGCGAGACUUCCGAGUCCUAGAUUUUUAAAAACUCAUAUGCCUUAUCACCUAUUGCCAAGACAAUUACGCACGCGAGAUAAAAAAUGCAAAAUUAUUUACAUAACGAGAAAUCCAAAAGACACAUGCGUUUCUUACUAUCACCACUACAAGAUGCUCGAAGCAUAUUGCAGCACAUUUGAAAAUUUUUGUAAAUUAUUCUUAGGCGAUAAAGUUUACUACGCACCAUUUUGGGAUCACGUUAUUGGAUUUUGGUCAAGAAAAGAAGACAAAAAUAUUCUAUUGUUGAAAUAUGAAGAUAUGAAGGCGGAUCUUCCUUCAGUAAUCCGAAAAACUGCAAAUUUUCUCGGCAAAAAUUUAAGUGACGAGAAAGUGAAAACCUUAGAAGAACACCUAAGUUUUCGUAAAAUGAAAGACAACCCGUCGGUCAAUUUGGGACUGGCUGUGCAUACGAUAAACACGAAAAAAAUUUUCGGUCAAAAUUUCACCGCCGAAGGUGAAUUUAUUCGAAAAGGAGAGUCAGGCCAAUGGAAAACUUCGAUGUCGCAAGACACUAUCAAGCAAUUCGAUGAUUGGACAGCACGAAACUUGAAGGAUUUACCGUCUAAAUGAUUUUAUAUGAUGGUAAAAUAAAAAUUAAAUAUUACGGGAUGUAUAACAAAUAACGUGUUUAUAUAAUAGGUACUUAUAAUAAAUAAAUGAAAAAAUAUUCCAAGAA
This is a messenger RNA of Nasonia vitripennis (jewel wasp), 2426 nucleotides long. RefSeq names its product luciferin sulfotransferase. Bases 1343 to 2320 code for a protein of 325 amino acids. The record is from RefSeq and is a predicted model, not a curated record. The transcript has 5 exons. Gene Ontology annotation, molecular function: sulfotransferase activity. Gene Ontology annotation, biological process: sulfation. Gene Ontology annotation, cellular component: cytoplasm. NCBI's taxonomy places the organism in Eukaryota, Metazoa, Arthropoda, Insecta, Hymenoptera, Pteromalidae.